AUGAGUAACAUCGCCCUUAUCCCCCAGACGUUUCCCACAUCAGAAGAACGGGGUAAAAUCGUCCACCUGUACAAACGCCUCCGCUUAGCAGGCCUCAAUCAAGACCCAAAGGCCUUUUCAGCAAGCUAUGAGACUGAAGUGGAGUUUCCCUACGAAAAGUGGCUGGCCCGGAUUCAAAACCCGCAGGCACGUACCUUUAUCGCCUUGGACGAGGGUGAAACCGUUCCUUCAUCGGGCGAUGCAUUGACCGCCCUUUUGUCGAGGGAAUGGCUGGGGACGGUGACCAUUGUAGGACCGAAAUUCGCGUUUAGCAAUGAAAUUGAUCUCAACGCGCCGUGGAGGAUAUUUACGGAAGGUGAUCGGUAUACGGCACCACAAGCGGAUGAUAGAGACGUCGUCGCCGUGUAUAUGAUUGCUGGCAUGUUUGUGCUUCCAGCGUCGAGAGGGAGGGGAAAUGGUCGUCGACUUGUUGAAGCCGCCGCCAGACAUACCCGAGGCGCUUCACCAGCUACAGAGCGAACUCUACUAGUCCUACUGGUCGAGGCCGACAACAAAGCUGCAAGGAAACUAUACGAAAGAUGCGGGUUCCAGAAGAGCAACGAGGAAGUGGCAUUGGGUGGACAACAGACGGUCGGGAUGGUCCUCAACACUGGAAAGUAA
Messenger RNA from Aspergillus lentulus, 660 nucleotides. Its product is annotated as GNAT family N-acetyltransferase. The record is from RefSeq and is a predicted model, not a curated record. NCBI's taxonomy places the organism in Eukaryota, Fungi, Ascomycota, Eurotiomycetes, Eurotiales, Aspergillaceae. Gene Ontology annotation, molecular function: acyltransferase activity, transferring groups other than amino-acyl groups.